Molecule: messenger RNA, 417 nt
Organism: Lycium ferocissimum
Lineage: Eukaryota; Viridiplantae; Streptophyta; Magnoliopsida; Solanales; Solanaceae
Exons: 1
Coding region: 1-417 (138 amino acids)
Source: RefSeq, a predicted model, not a curated record
AUGAAUAUCAAUGAGAAGUUGCAGCGUGCAGAUGGAACUGAGAAAGCAAAUUCAAGAUUGUUUAGAAGUUUAGUUGGUGGCUUAAAUUAUCUAACACACACUAGACCUGACAUUGCCUUUUCUGUUAGUGUUGUGUCCAGAUUUUUGCAAAGUCCACCAAAGCAAAACUUUGGUGUUGCAAAAAGAAUUCUUCGCGAUGUUGCUGGAAUAAUAGACUUUGGUAAUUGGUAUUCUAAAGCGUCAAAUUUCAGAUUGGUUGGCUUCAUUGACAGUGAUUGGGCAGGCUGCUUGGAUGAUCGGAAGAGCACUUCCGUAGUCAAGCCGGGCACUUGGUUCGAGUCAGUGACAUGGAGUUCAAAGAAGCAGAAGACAGUAGAUUUGUCAUCAUCUAAGCGGAGUACACAGAAGCAACUUUAG